Molecule: messenger RNA, 2212 nt
Organism: Lindgomyces ingoldianus
Lineage: Eukaryota; Fungi; Ascomycota; Dothideomycetes; Pleosporales; Lindgomycetaceae
Product: alpha/beta-hydrolase
Exons: 4
Coding region: 410-2212 (600 amino acids)
Source: RefSeq, a predicted model, not a curated record
UCGAUCCCGUGCGGAAGAGGAGAGUUCCUGGCGCCCCCCCGGUCGGUCAGCCCCAUGCGUGGCGAUAUGCCAGAUGAAUCGUGCUCGUGCUGGCCGCGCCGCCGGUCGUAAGCACGAGUUCCAGCCAGUGCUGUGCAGCGCGCUGUCGGUCCAGCGAACGCCAUCAAAUUUGCGCUUUCCGACUUGGAGUUAAUUGUCGGACACGCCUGCAGGAGUGGAACCAUCUCUUUUCUCUUGAGCAGUCCCACCGCUGUCCAGGCAAACGCUGUCGAGCGCAAUAUGUUGUAACACAAUCCCACGGACCUGGGAUUACUGGUCUGCUCCAUCAUCCUGCAGUUCCCUGCCUUUUGGGACCUUCAACUGAGGCCUUCACCGCCAAACGGCAGUGUUUUGGGUACGUCUUGGAAUCAUGAAGCGCUUCUCGUCCCUCUUAUUAAGCGCAAUUGCGCUGUUCUCGUCGCAGAACUGCGAGACAUACGUCUCUGCUGAACCCAUCCCUCUCGCUGCAAGGGCGGCACCCAAAGUUGACUUAGGAUACGCCAUCUACCAAGGCGCCUACGACUCCGCGAGCAAAACGAACAGCUUCAAAGGGAUUCGAUAUGCCGCCCCGCCUCUUGGAAAUCUCAGAUGGAGAGCUCCUCAAGCUCCCGCAACAAACAGGAGCGAGACAUUCCCAGCCACAAGCGAUCCGAAAAAUUGCCCGCAGACUGGUGCAUCGUCUGAAACUCCUACCGCAUAUGGCUUUAUCUCUGGGAUUGGAGAUGAGGAUUGCUUGUUCCUGAAUGUUUUUGCCCCUGCCAACGCAAAAAAUCUGCCAGUUUUCUUUUGGAUCCAUGGCGGAGGGUAUGGUCUAUUUUCAGCUAGUGGAUUAGAUCCCACUGAAAUGAUGACUACGAAUGGCAAUAAUUUCGUUUCAGUCGUCAUUCAGUACAGGCUAGGCGCGUUCGGAUUCCUCUCGGGAAGCGAUGUCAAGGCCGACGGUGCGCUCAACGCCGGCUUACUCGACAUGAACUUCGCCUUGCAGUGGGUUCAGAAAUAUAUCUCGAAAUUUGGCGGUGAUCCUAGUCGUGUCACCAUUGCUGGCGAAUCAGCAGGUGGUGCAGCAGUGCUGUAUCAAGCAGUGGCAUAUGGCGGAAAGCAGAACAAGAGUUUAUUCAACAACAUCAUUACAGCGAGCCCGUGGAUUCCAAAUCAGUAUAAUUUCGACGAUCCGGUUCCAACUAAGGCCUAUGACGAUUUUGCCGAGGCUGCAGGCUGUGGCGGGGCUGCUGAUACUCUCAAAUGCCUGCGUGAUGCCGAUACAGUAGUGGUUCAGAAUGCAAGUUUCAAAGUCUCUGAGGCAGGCCCAUGGGGAACUUUUGCGUUUACUCCUGUUACCGAUGGGUCAUUCGUCAAGCAACGCGUUACCCAGGCUCUUAUAGCUAAAACUAUCCAAGGAAAGCGCAUUCUCUCCGGCAACAUGGCUAACGAGGGUAUUCCCCUAAGUCCCAACACACGGAAUACUCUCCAAGGAUUCCGUGACUACAUCGACACCACCUUCCCCGGCUUCUCGAGCGCCAACAAGGCUGCAUUGGAGAAUGAAUAUUCUUACGAUGGUGACGACCAGGAUACCAACCCCUCAAACCCACUUUACGAAACCUACGGAUCCUCCGGUCCCACAGCAGUAAAUCAGUCCGGAUUCGCCACGGGUCAACAGCAGCGCCUCUUUGACGUUUUCGCGGAAUAUGCGUUCGACUGCCCAUCAUAUUGGGCUGCGUCUGCCUUCCCUCAAGCUUGGAAAUACCAGUACAGCGUUCCCCCAGCAUAUCACGGUUUUGAUCUCAGUGCCUACUGGUCAAAGGGCCAAGUUGUCCCCGGCAAGGGAUUUAUACAUGCUUUCCAGAAGAUAUGGGGCACCUUCAUCACGGCCAACACCCCCGUCAUCUCUGUAGUCGACGCGAAGGGCAACAUGCCAAAUGCCACCGUUCCAGUCGGAUAUGGAGGGAACAUUAACUGGCCCCAGUGGACGGGUUCAAAGAAGUACAUGAUGAGUCUAAACACCACGGGAGGAACGCCGCUUCUCAAAGACCCUACCCCAGAUUUGCACUACUAUGUGUAUCUAGAGCCUGGGGUGACGAACAGUUUCAAGCUUGUCAAUGGAGAGACCUGGGAGGGUGGGAGAGGGGCAAGAUGUGACUGGUGGCAGAGUGUUUCAUCAAUAGUGCCAUAUUAA